This is a messenger RNA of Moesziomyces antarcticus, 2331 nucleotides long. RefSeq lists its product as uncharacterized. The record is from RefSeq and is a predicted model, not a curated record. NCBI's taxonomy places the organism in Eukaryota, Fungi, Basidiomycota, Ustilaginomycetes, Ustilaginales, Ustilaginaceae. Gene Ontology annotation, cellular component: nucleus. Gene Ontology annotation, biological process: regulation of DNA-templated transcription. The transcript has a single exon. Bases 1 to 2331 code for a protein of 776 amino acids. Gene Ontology annotation, molecular function: DNA-binding transcription factor activity, RNA polymerase II-specific; zinc ion binding; RNA polymerase II transcription regulatory region sequence-specific DNA binding.
AUGACACCAUCACCAUCCGGUACAGCCGCACCCUUCGACCCCCGCAGCCUCUACUCGUCCAACAACACCAACUCCACCUCGACGCCCGCCAAGCCACCACAGGCAUCAUCGUCCAACGGUUCAGCGUCGGUCAAACGCGAGCAAGGCGCGUCCAUAGCUGAUGACGCCGACAAUUCGCCCAGCAGCGGCGGCAAGAAGAAGCCGUCCAAGCGAAGGAAAGUCAACCUCGCGUGCAUCUACUGCCGCCGAUCGCACAUGACCUGCGACGAAGGCAGGCCGUGUCAGCGAUGCAUCAAGCGCGACAUUGGUCAUCUGUGCCACGACGAGGCAACGCCAGCAAAGGCAAACGAACCUCACGAAGCGCCCGCUUCGUCGACGCCGUCCAAACCCAAAACGCACGCCUCGGCCUCCACAGCAAAGCCAGCCACCGAGGUGGCUUCGACGUCCGCACCCACAACCUCGGCUACGCUGGCGGCAGUGACGGCGCUCGCCUCGACAGACACCAACAACUUCUUCCCCACGCUCGGCGUGCAGCCUGCCGCACCCGCGUCCAGCGCAUCCUCCAACUCGGCCAGCGCCGCGGCAUUCAGCGGCGGCUCCGCCGGGCCCUACUCGUCCGUAUCGCCCUUGUCAUCGCUCAACCAGAACAACGAUUUCAACCCAGCAGCCAUCUUCAAGCCACAAGCUUCCGCCGCCGCCAGCGUCGGCAGCCUCGCCAUGCAGCCCUCCACGUCCUCGGGCGCAUCUGGCGACAUGGCGGCCAACAACAUGCUUUCGCUCGCAUCGCUUUUUCAGAAUAGCAUCAACGGCAGCACUCCCAAUCCCAACAGCGUCAGCACCAGCUUGGCCGCGCCGACCCAGAGCGUAGGUGCGCCCGCGCCCAACCAGGACAUGUCCGGCCUUGGCGGCGCAGGCUGGCUUGGACUCGGUGGAGGGCCGGGAGGGUACGAGGGUGGCGGAAGUGGCUUUGGCGGCGACUCGGCGGGCGGAAACGAAUUCACGCUGCUCAGCGAGUUUCUCGAAAGCCUAGAUGGGCCAGGAUUCGGCGCGGGCGCCACACCAGGUAUGACCGCAGCAGGCGCAUCAGGCUCCGGCUUGACGCCUUCACAGAGCAGACGCAAUACCAUCUCGGGCCUCGCUCCUUCGAGCGGCGUUGGCGCGUUCGAUGGGCUCACCGCGCUCACGCCCAUCAACAACAGCGAAACCAGCGCGCACGCCAGAGCUAGCUUGCCCACCAUGCCCUCGGCCAGCGCGCCGGGCAUGUACGACUCGGGAUCAGCGUCGAUCGGUGGUACGGCUGGAUUCGGCACUUAUGCAUCGGGCAACAACUCUGCCAACCAGGGCGACGCAGCCGGCGGUAAGCGCUCGCGCCGAUCGUCGUACUCGGCCGCGGCCACAUCUUCGUCCGGCGCAGCGGGCGCAGCACCCUCAUCUGUAGCUGCAUCGGGCUCCUACAUCCCAUCACUCCAGGGCGGCAGCACCAAGACCGAGCGAUUCUUCCUCACCGCAGCCGACCAGAAGGACGGUACGCGAGACGAGCGACUCGCGCGCGUCAUCCAGGCCAAAUACGAGGCUGGCCUCCUGCGUCCGUACAAUCACGUCAACGGCUAUGCGCGCCUCAACCGCUGGAUGGAGCGCAACGUCUCGGCCGCCUCCAAGCGCCGCAUCCUCAAGCCGCUCUCCGUCUUCCGCCCGGCCUUCAGAGCGGUCGCACAGAGCCUCACCAACAUCGACCUGGUCUUCAUCGAGGAGGCGUUCGAGCGGCUGCUGCUCGACUACGACCGCGUGUUUAGCACGCAGGGCAUCCCCGCGUGUCUGUGGCGCAGAACGGGCGAGAUCUACAAGGGCAACAAGGAGUUUGCCGAACUUGUGGGGGUGCCCAUCGAAUCGCUCCGAGAGGGAAGGCUGUGCAUCUACGAGCUCAUGGCCGAGGAGAGCGCGGUCAACUACUGGGAAAAGUACGGCGCGGUCAGCUUCGAUCCGGGCCAGAAGGCCGUCUUGACCUCGUGCGUGCUCAGGACCAAGAACAAGGCCAUCGUCGCCGGCGGCACAAGUGGCAAGGCGGCCAAUGCCAUUGCGGCCCAACUGCCCAGGUCGGCCACGGCAUCCGGGCAAAUCACACCCGUCGCUCAGGAACAGCAGCCACCAGGCGCAGCAGCCGGAACAGUCGCGGCGGGAACAGGCGCAACUAGCACCUCGGGCGUCCUCAAGGAUCCAAACAACCCCAAGGCGGCGUUCAUCCACUGUUGUUUUUCGUUCACCAUCCGCAGAGAUCAGUGGAACAUCCCGCACAUGAUCGUCGGCAACUUCCUUCCCACCAACCCGCCGUAG